Toxotes jaculatrix (banded archerfish) is the source of this 669-nucleotide messenger RNA. RefSeq names its product ladderlectin-like. Bases 55 to 549 code for a protein of 164 amino acids. The transcript has 6 exons. The record is from RefSeq and is a predicted model, not a curated record. Lineage: Eukaryota; Metazoa; Chordata; Actinopteri; Toxotidae.
CAAGUAGAAAGGAGAAAACAAUAGUGACUCAGUGAGAAGGAUUUCACCUCACACAUGGAUUCAGUUUUCAAAAUGAAAAAUCAAAGCCACUUGUAUGCAUGGAGCAAUUCCCCCUGCAACACCGAUGGCUUUCCCUCCAUCUGUGUGAAGAACUCCAAAGUCCCACAGAGGAUGCUGUGUCCUCAAGGCUGGACGGGGUUCGAGGGCCGCUGUUAUUACCACAACUAUGAAUCUCUGACCUGGUCUGGAGCUGAUAAUUACUGUGCAGGUCUCGAGGCCAGCCUGGUCUCCGUCCACAGCCCCCGGGAGUAUUACUUCCUCUAUCAGCGAAGCACCGUUAAUGGAUUUUCUCCCACCUGGCUGGGUGGAUUCUACCUUGAGGGUCAGUGGAUGUGGCUCGAUGGUUCCUGGUUUUACGAGGGAUUUUUUACUCAGAUGUCUCCAAACAGCACCAACCCAUGUCUUACAAUAUACAGCUCAGAGGGUUGGAGCAAUUACGACUGUAACCAGCAGUUCCCUUCGUUUUGUGUGAAGAAUGAGAUUGCGUGAUCCACUGAGCUGUGUGAAGGAUGCACUUUCUUUAAAAAUCUGCAACCCACCCAGGACAGACACAGUAAUGGAAUAUUUCUGUCAAGUACAAAUUAAACCUAAAUGUAUUCCUUUUAAAGU